Dreissena polymorpha is the source of this 1347-nucleotide messenger RNA. Its product is annotated as dnaJ homolog subfamily B member 13-like. Lineage: Eukaryota; Metazoa; Mollusca; Bivalvia; Myida; Dreissenidae. Gene Ontology annotation, molecular function: protein-folding chaperone binding. The record is from RefSeq and is a predicted model, not a curated record. The transcript has 7 exons. Bases 80 to 1033 code for a protein of 317 amino acids. Gene Ontology annotation, cellular component: cytosol.
UUUAUCACUUCAGCUUUACAUGGUGGUUGCAUAGAAACGGACGCCAUUACAAUUUUUUGACUACUUGAACAAAAGUAAAAUGGGAGUUGACUAUUACAAUAUUUUGCAGCUUACGCGCUCAGCAGACGAUGCAGAUAUCAAGAAAAACUACAGAAAGCUAGCAUUAAAGUUUCAUCCAGACAAAAACCCUGGGGAUCAAGUGACAGCAGACAAAUUCAAGCAGUGUGCAGAGGCCUAUGAUGUCUUAGCAGAUCCUCGCAAGCGUGCUGUGUAUGACCAGUUUGGGGAGGAAGGUCUGAAGAAUGGCGUCCCCAGUGGCAGCAUGGAGACUGGGGCCUGGACCCAGGGGUACACCUUCCAUGGCAACGCUGAGAAGGUCUUCAGGGACUUCUUUGGGGGCAGCAACCCAUUCCAAGAAUUCUAUGACCGUGUUGACGGUGAUUUGAGCAUGUCGUUUGGCGGGCUGGCUGGACGAGGCAGGAAGAAGCAGGACCCGCCCAUUGAGAGGGAUCUCUUCCUGUCACUGGAGGAGGUGUUCCAUGGAUGCACCAAGAAAAUGAAGAUCUCAAGAAGGGUGAUGAAUGAGGACGGACACACAUCGAGCAUCAGAGACAAGAUCCUCACCAUCACUGUGAAGAAAGGCUGGAAACCAAACACACGCAUCACCUUCCCUGAGGAGGGGGACCAGGGACCCAACAAUGUGCCAGCGGACAUUGUCUUCAUAGUGAAGGAUAAGCAGCAUGCUCGGUUCAGUCGUGAAGGCAACAACCUCGUGCACACGGCCAAGGUGCCCCUCGGCAAGGCCCUCACUGGCUGUACAGUGGACAUCCUCACCCUUGAUGAUAGAACCCUGCACAUCCCCAUCAACGACAUCAUCAAGCCAGGCUACAAGAAGAUGGUUCCCAAGGAAGGCAUGCCUCUGUCCAAUGACUCAACACAGAAAGGAGACCUGAUUAUUGAAUUUGACAUUGAGUUCCCAGCUACCCUAACACCAGAAAAGAAAGAACUGGUGAAAUCAGCUUUGUUGAAUUAAAUAUAUACAAUUGUGGUGAAAAUUGGUGGAAUGUGUCUGUGAUAUGUUUUAAAUAUGAAGUAUGAGAAUUUGUGCAAAAUGUUAAAAAGAUUGACUUUAUAAAAUGUUAUAAAAUGUAUUUUACUUGCAUUUUGUAGAUCAGAGAAAUCAAUAGCCUUCUUAUUUUCUUUUUGUGACAAAUAAUGAGAUACUUCUAAACAUAGGACUUAAGGCUUUAUAUUAUCAAUAACAACACAUUAAGAAAUACUGUGCAUUUAAAUGAGUUGUAUUCAUAAAAAUCUUCUGUCUUAUCAAAUAAAUGUUUUAUACAUUAA